Scedosporium apiospermum is the source of this 1062-nucleotide messenger RNA. RefSeq names its product Zinc-type alcohol dehydrogenase-like protein. Gene Ontology annotation, molecular function: oxidoreductase activity. The record is from RefSeq and is a predicted model, not a curated record. Lineage: Eukaryota; Fungi; Ascomycota; Sordariomycetes; Microascales; Microascaceae. Bases 1 to 1062 code for a protein of 353 amino acids. The transcript is spliced from 3 exons.
AUGGCCCAAUCUACAUCCAGCCGGCAAACUGCGAGGCAAUGGACCGUAUCUGGAUUCGAAGGUUACGGCUCCCUGAAAUUCAGCGAGGAGCCAAUUCCUGAUCUUGGUGAUAGCCAGGUCCUCGUCAAAAUCCAGGGCGCUUCCCUCAACUAUCGGGAUCUCAUGAUAUCCAAAGGCCAAUAUCCUUGGCUUGUCAAGCCGGGCGUAGUCCCAGGUUCGGAUGGUGCUGGCACGAUCAUCGCCGUGGGCAAACACGUCACCCGUUUCCAACCCGGCGACAAGGUCAUCACCGUAAUCAACCCCAAGCAUCUCGGCGGGUCUAUCAACCGUCAAACCUCGCAAUUUGGUCUCGGCGCUUCAGAUGACGGUACGUUUCGUACCAUCGGUGUUUUCGACGAGCAAGGUCUCGUUGAGAUGCCCGAAUACCUCUCCUUUACCGAGGCCGCGACGCUGAGUUGCGCAGGCGUAACAGCCUGGAACGCACUUUUUGGUUCUUCUGGACGCCAGCUUUCUGCAGGGCAGUGGCUCCUCACCCAGGGUACUGGCGGGGUAAGCAUUUUUGCUAUCCAGUUCGCCAAGGCGGUUGGAGCAAGAGUUAUUGCCACAACAAGCUCGAGCAAGAGGGCUAAGCUCCUCGAAAAACUGGGCGCUGAUCAUAUCAUCAAUUAUUCCAAAACACCAGAAUGGGGUCUUGUUGCGAAGGGACUGACCGGCGGAACCGGGGUAGAUAUGGUGAUCGAGGUGGUGGGCGGCGAGUCGAUGAGACAGAGUGUCGAGAGCGUUAAGCUGGAUGGAACAAUCGCCGUGGUUGGAGCGGUGAGUGGUGAGGUGGCCGGUGGCCCAACCCUUAUGGAGCCUUGGAUCAACCUCUUCACGGUUCGCGGCGUGUGGAUUGGUAGUCGCCUGCAGAUGGAGGAUAUGUGCCGGGCGAUUGAAGCGAACCCGGACAAGCUGCGUCCUGUUGUCGACUCGAGGGUGUUUGGUUUGGAUGAGCUCCGCGAGGCGUAUGAAUAUCUUGAAUCUGGAAAGCAUCAAGGGAAAGUCUGCAUUCAUAUUCAGUGA